Molecule: messenger RNA, 356 nt
Organism: Dacryopinax primogenitus
Lineage: Eukaryota; Fungi; Basidiomycota; Dacrymycetes; Dacrymycetales; Dacrymycetaceae
Exons: 1
Coding region: 158-319 (53 amino acids)
Source: RefSeq, a predicted model, not a curated record
CGAGUCUGUCACCCUCAGUCUUUCCGACUCGAACGGCCGAGAUUCCGAAGUCCUCACUCCUGUCCGGAUGCACUCGCGCCUUUUGGCAUGUCUUGGAACGAUUCCACGAAGCAUCCUGUGCUACCGACGCUGGAGCAACAGCACGCGGCACAUGUAGAUGGAUCUCACUCAAGGAGUCGGAGUCAAAACGGCAGACCUCACCUCAGGUCUCUGGAUGAUCCGCAUGUUUCCCAGGUUGUUCCAAACCGAACUUUCGGAUUCCGGGAUCAGUGCCUGGAAUGGUGGAAUGGUUGCAAAUUCUCUAUUCGCGGUUUUGUAGAGUUUUGGGACCUUUCACUCCUAUAUCGUUAUAUCGU